Molecule: messenger RNA, 786 nt
Organism: Ostreobium quekettii
Lineage: Eukaryota; Viridiplantae; Chlorophyta; Ulvophyceae; Bryopsidales; Ostreobiaceae
Source: the annotation of a GenBank genome assembly
AUGAUGGGAUUUUGCGGCAGUGCUGUUGGGCUUGCAGGGAGUGGCAAGGUGUACAUUGGAGUCAACUUGGAAUUCCCUGGCCUGCCGCUCAGUAAUUCGGUUCAUGCGGAGCAAUUCUUGGUCCUCAAUGCUCUACAAGGUGGGGAGCAGGAGCUGACACGUGUGGCGGUCUCAGAGGUGCCCUGCGGCCACUGCAGGCAGUUCAUGGCAGAGCUCGCAUGUGCGGACAGUUUGCGAUUCCUGCUGGGUGUCAAUGUGAAGAGUGAAUACACACUGGCCGACCUGCUGCCCAUGCGAUUCAAGCCACAGGACGUGCUUGGCGAAGAACCAGGCCCGCUGCUGAUGCAACCACAGCAGCACGCCAUGGCCUUCACACCAGCUUCGACCUGCGAAGUGCAGCGCCGUGAUGGAGACAGGGCGUUUGUGCAGGCUACGCAUGCGGCUGUCGAGGCAGCAUCGAAGAGCUACGUACCGUACACCAGAUGUCCGGCGGGUGUGGGUAUUGUGACGCGAGCAGGCGGUGUCUACAGUGGAGGCAGUGCCGAAAGCGCAGCCUACAACCCCACAUUGCCGCCUCUCCAAGCUGCGUUCGUGAAUGCAGUCGUGGGGGGCAUGGGCUCCUACUCGCAGGUCACCGAGGUCGUGUUGGUGGAGUUGGAGGACGCGGGGGUGAAGCACCGUGACACAACGCGCGUGAUGCUCAAUGGCGUUGCACCAGAAGCCACGUUCACAGUGCUGUUCGCAACCCUGUCGCCAGAGGCGGCGCCCCAUACUAGCGGCGCUUAG